AUGAAGGCUUUCGCUCUCGCAGCCGCUCUCCUGGGCGCUGCUGUCGCCUCCCCUACAGGCACGGUCAAAUCUGUGACGAGGAGACAAGAUGGUAGUCUUCCCAUUGUCACCACGAAAGGAAACGCAUUCUUCGCUGGCCAAGAACGUUUCUACCUCCGUGGUGUCGCCUAUCAGCCAGGUGGUGCCGCCGACGUUGCGGACCCGCUUCUCAACACCGAGCAGCUCAAGCAUGACAUUGAGCUGUUCAAGCAGCUCAGCAUCAACACUAUCCGUAUCUACUCGGUCGACAACUCCAAGCCUCACGACGAGGCCAUGAAGAUGCUCGAAGAUGCUGGCAUCUAUCUUGCACUUGAUGUCAACACCCCGGGCUUCUCACUCAACCGUCAGGACAAGGAAUCCCUUCACCUCUCCUACAACGAGAGAUAUCUUCAAAGCGUCUUCGCUACCAUUGAUGAGUUCCAGAAGUACAACAACCUUCUCCUCAUGAUCAGUGGUAACGAGAUCAUCAACGAGAAGAACAACACUAUCGCUGCGCCGUACAUCAAGGCCGUCAUCCGUGACAUGAAGAACUACAUCGCUGAACAUGAAUACCGCCCAAUUCCCGUUGGUUACGCCGCUGCUGAUGUUGCCGAGAACGUUGAUCUCCAGCUGAAGUACUUCGACUGUGGUCCCGAUCACCAGCGUGGAGAUUUCUUCGCCCUCAACGACUACUCCUGGUGUGAUCCUUCCUCUAUGCAGAUCUCUGGCUGGGACAAGAAGGUUGAGAGGUACAAGGACUACGGUGCCCCGAUCAUCAUGGCCGAGUACGGUUGCAACACCAACAAGCGUGAAUGGCAGGAAGUCAAGGCGCUUUUCUCGACUCAAAUGAGCUCCGUUUACUCCGGAGGCAUGGCUUACGAGUUCACGACCGAGGCUAACGGCUACGGAUUGGUCGAGGAGAAGAACGGCGAAAUUGUCCCCAACGAAGACUUUGAGCGUCUUGCCAAGGCGUACAAGGAUCAGCCCGACCCAGAGGGUGACGGUGGUUACAGGUCUCAGGUUACUGCCUCCGAAUGCCCGUCAAACAGUGACGAUUGGGAAGUCAAGGAUCUCCUCAUCCCAUCGAUGCCCAAGGGCGCAAAUGCGUACAUGUCGAAGGGUGCUGGCACUGGCCCGGGUUUGAGCAAGGACGUCGAGCCGUCGCAGUACGGCGGUGAGACAUACUCUGAGGAGGACAUCACCAUGGAUGGAGAGAAGUCGGACAAGUCUCCCGCUUCAGUCAGCUCUGAUGGACAAAGCUCUACUCCCAACAACUCUCCAGGUGAAGGUGCCGCUUCAGGAUUGACCGUUUCGCUCUCCAUGGGAUUGAUGAGCCUGGCCGCGGCUGUAUACAUGUUGUAA
Messenger RNA from Pseudovirgaria hyperparasitica, 1380 nucleotides. RefSeq names its product beta-1,3 glucanosyltransferase. The record is from RefSeq and is a predicted model, not a curated record. The coding region runs from base 1 to 1380 and encodes 459 amino acids. NCBI's taxonomy places the organism in Eukaryota, Fungi, Ascomycota, Dothideomycetes, Acrospermales, Acrospermaceae. Gene Ontology annotation, molecular function: 1,3-beta-glucanosyltransferase activity. Gene Ontology annotation, cellular component: cytoplasm; fungal-type cell wall. Gene Ontology annotation, biological process: fungal-type cell wall (1->3)-beta-D-glucan biosynthetic process. The transcript has 2 exons.